Molecule: messenger RNA, 1491 nt
Organism: Zasmidium cellare ATCC 36951
Lineage: Eukaryota; Fungi; Ascomycota; Dothideomycetes; Mycosphaerellales; Mycosphaerellaceae
Exons: 1
Coding region: 1-1491 (496 amino acids)
Cellular component (GO): cytoplasm
Molecular function (GO): zinc ion binding; ubiquitin protein ligase activity
Source: RefSeq, a predicted model, not a curated record
AUGUCGCAGCAAUCCGAAUCAUCCCACACCGCACAAGACUACAUCGCCUCCCAGCUCUCCCUCGAGGCCGACGCCCGCGAGGCCCUUCCCUACCAGUUCGACACCUGCACCAAGCCGCUUGGCCCUCUGCGACAGUCGGUCUACGCAUGUCUCACGUGCACCCCGCCUCCCGCAUCGCCUCAUCAACAGUUCACCCCCGCCGGCGUCUGCUACAGCUGCAGUAUCAGCUGUCAUGGCGAGCAUACUCUGGUUGAGAUCUUCACCAAGCGGGAUUUUGUUUGCGACUGCGGUACGACGAGACUGAGCACUUCUUGUGCACCGUGUAAUCUUCGAUUAAAUGCUGCGACGGGCAGCAAGGGAGGUGUCACUGGGGAAGAGGCAAGGGACGGCAACAAAUACAACCACAACUUCCAGGGCAAGUUCUGUGGGUGCGGCGAGGAGUACGAUCCGGAGAAGGAGAAGGGGACUAUGUUCCAGUGCUUGGGAUUGGGACAUGUGGAGGAUGGAGGUUGUGGUGAGGAUUGGUGGCAUCCAGAGUGUUUGAUGGGCUUGCCGAGAGGAUCGCAGGAAGUGAAGCAGGAGCCGAAGAAGGAGAGCAAUGGCGCGUUGGAGACGGUUCAGGAAGAGGCUGAAGAUGGCGCUGAUCUGCCUGUCACGGAUGGUGCUACUCAAACCAUCCCAGGCGAUGACGCUCCGCCGGGUUUCCCACACGAAGACGACUUCGACCACCUCAUUUGCUAUAAAUGCGCGAAUGCCUUCCCUUGGAUCAAGCAGUACGCUGGCACUGAAGGGUUCUUGCGUCCACUUUCUUCAGACGGGUCUGCAGCUCAAACAAAUGGUGAAGCUCAGGAAGCCACGCAAACUACAUCAGAACCAGACAACAAGAAGAGGAAGGCCGAGGAAGAUCCAGAGGAAUCUCAGGAAAGCAAUAAGAGAGCUAAAGUCGAUGAUGAUUCCACACCGGUAGAGCCUGCUGAGGUCGUGUCCAACGGCAACCCUCCAAAGGACAAGCACGAGUCGCUGCCACCUGCACCGGCAGGCUCGGUCUCCAUCUUCGUCAAAGAAGAUUUCCGAGAGCAUCUCUGCCGCUGCCCCGGAUGCUUUCCACGCCUGGCGAAGCAUGCGCAACUCCUCGAGGAAGAGGAUACGUACGAGCCACCCGUAUCAGAGUCCGAUCACGACGAGAACGGGUCUGUCGCCGGUCGUAGUGUCAACUCCGGCUCGUUGCUCGAUCGCGGAGAAGCAGCUCUUUCAUCCAUGGACCGCGUGCGCGCUAUCGAAGGCGUAAUGGCCUACAACAUGGUGCGCGACAAGGUGAAGGCCUUCUUGCAGCCCUUCGCGGAAAGUGGGCAAGCAGUUGGAGCAGAGGAUAUCAAGGCAUACUUCGCCAAGCUGCGUGGUGAUGAUCAAGCUAUCAACGAAGCUGCCGUUGGUGCUGAAAACGGUGGUGCGGUUCAGGGCGAUGGCCGCAAGGAGCAAGACGGGUAUUGA